This is a messenger RNA of Exophiala xenobiotica, 669 nucleotides long. RefSeq lists its product as uncharacterized. The record is from RefSeq and is a predicted model, not a curated record. The transcript has 4 exons. The coding region runs from base 1 to 669 and encodes 222 amino acids. NCBI's taxonomy places the organism in Eukaryota, Fungi, Ascomycota, Eurotiomycetes, Chaetothyriales, Herpotrichiellaceae.
AUGGCCCUACCACGGUCUGCAGCCCUCCGGGGCAGUAUUCGUUCCUUUGUCGCCAAGCGAACAGGAACACAGGCUCGAACUACCCUGCGCAACGUUGGCCGCCGGACCUAUGCACAAGAACAUAGCACAAAGAAGAGCAGCGAUCUUCCAUGGCUAGUUGGCUCCCUGGUUGUCACUGUUCCCGCCGCUGGGUGGCUGUGGCAGCAAGGUCCCAGUAAAUCCGAUCACGGUCACGGUCACGCGGAACACAAGGAGGAAGCGGAAGAAACCUCUGGAGAGGAAUCCGUAGAAGAGGAGCAGCCAAAGGACGAACCUGAAGAGUCCAAGGAGGAGGGUAAGGAGGAGGAAGACAAAGAUGACAAUGCGGACAAGAAGUCCGGUGGAACCGUGGAUGAGGAUGCUGACACCAAGGGAUCUCCAGAUGGAAAGGAACGAGCUACCACAGAGAAAGCUGGCGAGAAACAAGCUCAAGGAGAUGUAUCCGGAGCUAGCAAUCCAUUCUUGUAUGAAGGCGAUCGAUCGAAGAAAGCUGAAGGACCUGGUGCUUCCGCCCGCAUUCACGGCACUGUUGAUUCAGCAAGACCUAUUGGCGGCCACAAGGAUCCCGAGAAGUCCCAGCCACAUGCCGAGGAGAAGGACAUGGACAAGGAGAAAUCUGGUGAGAAAUGA